Molecule: messenger RNA, 7144 nt
Organism: Mytilus californianus (California mussel)
Lineage: Eukaryota; Metazoa; Mollusca; Bivalvia; Mytilida; Mytilidae
Exons: 8
Coding region: 152-1345 (397 amino acids)
Source: RefSeq, a predicted model, not a curated record
UCAACUUCCGGUACUGUGAUGUUCAAAAGUUUGAACAGACGUUUCAUUAAAGUUGUUAUUUUUGUGAAUGAAACGAAAAAGAUGUAAAAUAAAUGAUACCUUUAAAACUUGGGAUCAAUAGAUAUUGGACCCAGUUAAAUCGAACACGGUGAUGAAUACAGACUUUUGUAAUGGCUGUACAGAGUUAGUUGGACCACCACCCAUACCGCCACCAGAAUUUUUGCCCCAGGAUGAAUGUCAUGACAUCAUAUCCACUUGCCAAUUCUUGUCUAGUCAAAAAUCUCUUUGGUCAAAUUUUUCAGAAGAUUGUCUCCAUACAGUCACAGUUAGCACUGCUACACUUACUACCACUGAAAAAACUACCAGAUCUUCCACUGAAAACAUUGUAGCAGUUGUCACACAGAAAUAUCCGCAACUAGUCACUGGAAUCAUUUCUACUUAUACAACUUUUGACAGUCCUGUCUUCAAUGUGACAAAAUCUCCCCAAUCAUUAUUUUAUGCAGGAUUCCCUGCCUGGUUAAUUGGUGUGAUUGUUGUAGCUGUUCUUGCCAUCAUCAUCGUUGUUGUAAUCAUUGUAGCUUGUAUCAUCAAAAAAGCAAAAGGAGAGAGAUGUCUGCUCAAUCUGAGGAAAGUUUUUUCCAUCCAAUUUUUAACAGAAAAAAGACUCCAAAUAAAGAGGUCAAAUAUAUCCAGAUGGAUUUCUUCACAUUCAAAAUGGUCAAGAUGCUUUUCUAGUCAAUGUUGGAAAAAAUGGCCAAGAUGCUUUUCUAGUCAAUCAAGCAUGUCAUCGCAUCAUAUAGAGAAAGAAAAUCCCAGAAUUGAUCUACCAGACAUCAUCCAAGAACAACAGAGCCCUAGCUCAUCAUCACCGCUUACAUACAGUUAUUCAGAUGGCUCUCCAACGAUUCAAUUAGAUAUUGCCACAGAAUUUUGUGUAGAGGUUUUCAAAGAAAUAGAACAAAGCAGAAUUCAAAAUACCCAUUCAAACAAGGAUUCCAACAAUUAUUGUGAAUUCAUUAAAAAUGAUGCUCCUUCCAUAGACAUUGAAAAGCAGGUGAACAAAAGUAAAAACAGGGAAAUAAUUGCAUGUGUAAAUGUGAUUAAUGGGGAACGUCAGUUGGGGGAUAAUUCUAUGUCAAACAGGGAAUCUUUGAACCAUCAUGAAGAGAAUAAAGAUAUGACAAAAAUUGAUAGAGGAACUUUUAGGAAUGAAGAUUUAAAGGAGAAGUUAGAACAUUUAGCUGUAUCAUCAGAUGAUAUUGUAUUAUGUGAUACCCCUCAGAGUUUGACUGUUGACAGUGGUUAUGCUUCCAGACAAGUAUCCAAAGAUAACUGUUCCUGUUAGUACAUAUAUAUGCAGUCAUUUAGUUCAAAUUCAGAAUAAAACCAAAUGGUUUAAUAUUUCUUUUUAGGUUACUGCAUCAACUAUGCAUAUACAUGCUUUUUGAAACAUUUAUGUUGUCUUUUUCUCUGACUUUUGAAUUGUCAAUAGUUGUAAGAUGCUUUAAAAGGAAAAAUCCAUCUAGUUAUGUUCUUUUUGUAUUUAAAACUUUAAUUUCAAUUCAUUUCAUUAUAACCGUUUGUUGAAAAUGUCGGUUAACACCUGAAUUCUAAGUACAUGUGUACUGACAAUUGGAAAAGUUUUAAGACCUAGAUAUAUAAAGGUUAAAUGUGUUUUGUGUUCACUCAAAGACCAACACAUUGGAAUCUGUUAUCAUCAAGGUUUCUCAGCCAAAUCUUCACUCCAUCUUGUUUCGUUUUAUUUAUAAAGACCAAAGUAUAAAUUAAUUUGAAAAACAUUACAAGAUAAUGAAAUCACUGUGCUUUUAGGAUAUGUUGUAUGUAUAAAAACAAGACAGACCUUAUUUGAUGUAAACACAUAUUCUUUGGAUUAUAUUAUGGUGAUAUAAACACAUUUUUCUAAUUUUAUUGUGAUAAGAAUCACAUAGCAAAUAUGUUCAUGUAAUUUUUAUAUUGUCUGCUUCUCAUACAAAAAAGAGUUUAUCCAAAAUGUUUCUUUCUGAAUACUAUUAUUUACUUUACAUUUUCACUGCUAGCUUUUAUUUUAACUUACCCAAUUGAUUGUGUGCAGUUACAGGCAUGCAGUUGUUACUGUACAGUGUAUCUCUGUGGUGUACUGUAAAUUGCUACUAGAUCUGAGUAACUUUUGAUGCCAUUUAAUAUUCAAUAUAUGAGUGUAAAACAAAUCACCAUAAUUUUUUUAUUAUAAAAAAUUUAAAACUGGAUGUAUCAAUUUAUUUUUAUAGGAAUUGACCAAUGGUUUACAAACUGUAGUGCUUUGUAUAUUGUUUAGUUGUACAAAUUUAUUGUUGUAUAUUUUAUUUUUUAAAUUUAUGCUAUCGAGUGCAAUUAUCAUUAUUAUUAUUAUUGUUUUAUGUUGUAUUCUGUAUUUUAGUUUCAAUUUUUAUUGCAAGUUUGUUUUUUGUUUUUUUGUUUUGUUUUGUUUUGUUUUUUUUACUGUGAACAACUUUUAUAUAUUUCCAACAAAUUUGACAAUUUCUAAUCUGUUGAUGAAACAUCUUCCUAAGAUCACAAUUUUAAUGAAAACUCAGUAAUAUUUUUUGUCUGCCUAUUUUUUGACAUGCAGUGAUAUAUAGACAGGUUAUCUCAUACCAUUUCUAGAAGACAGGAGUUGGUUCUUUACUCCUUUCAUUUAGAAGAUUUCACAUAGGUGUUAUACUCCUUUGAUAUUAGGUAAUUUUUUCUUGACCUAUGGUCUAAUAUUUUAAUAGAUAACUGUGAAAAUUUUUGCCCACUUAAUUUAGACUGAAUGCCCUUUUGUCCCUUGACAUUGUAUAUCAUAAAAUUUGAAAGGCAUUUGACACCAAUGAUGCAACUAAAAAAUUGUCAAACCACACUGUCUUUAAUAAAAAAUUGUCAAACCACACUGUCUUUAAUAAAAAAUUGUCAAACCACACUGUCUUUAAUAAAACAUUGUCAAACCACACUGUCUUUAAUAAAACAUUGUCAAACCACACUGUCUUUAAUAAAAUAUUGUCCAACCACACUGUCUUUAAUAAUCAAACCACACUGUCUUUAAUAAAAAGUUGUCAAACCACACUGUCUUUAAUAAAAAGUUGUCAAACCACACUGUCUUUAAUAAAAAAUUGUCAAACCACACUGUCUUUAAUAAAAAAAUUGUCAAACCACACUGUCUUUAAUAAAAAAUUGUCAAACCACACUGUCUUUAAUAAAACAUUUUCAAACCACACUGUCUUUAAUAAAACAUUGUCAAACCACACUGUCUUUAAUAAAAUAUUGUCAAACCACACUGUCUUUAAUAAUCAAACCACACUGUCUUUAAUAAAAAGUUGUCAAACCACACUGUCUUUAAUAAAAAGUUGUCAAACCACACUGUCUUUAAUAAGAAAUUGUCAAACCACACUGUCUUUAAUAAAAAAUUGUCAAACCACACUGUCUUUAAUAAAAAGUAAAUAGUUUGAAUCAAGGGACAGUAACAGCAAGAAAUAAACAUAACUAUCACAGGUCAGAGGGAGUUUAAAAACCCAAGAACAUGUUAAAUUUAAGCCCAUAGUUAAUGUGUGUGUCCUAGAGCAAGUUCUGGGCUAUCAUUAUCUUAUCGUACUGUAAAUUUCACCAAAUUUUGCAUGCAUUUUUUAAUAUGAUUGUUGAUCAUAGCACUAAAAUACCAAAGUAAUUUAAGUGAUUUCAGGAAAGAUCCCUACAAACAAUGCUUUUAGAAUUAUAAACUGGGUGUUCUGAUUAAUAUUGUUCCAAUUCCAUCCCUUAAUUUUAGUUAAGUCUCCCAAACGAAGUUUGGAAAGACUUAUUGUUUUUGCUCAGUUCUUAUUAUUAUUAUUAUUAUUCUUCUUCUUCUUCUUCUUCCGCCACUUUUAAAUUUGAACUUGUCCGCACCUGUUCUCCAAAACCGCUUGUCAGAUUAACUUAGGGUUUCACAAUAUGUUAGACUAACAUGUCUAGUGGUGCAAUCAGGGUUUUGUUUGUGCAAUGGGGUUUAUAAAGGAGUACUUUGAGGGGCAAAAAGAAAAGAGGGUUUUACUAAAGAACCCUAUGGGAUUUUAUUUUUUAAAAUUUUCAAAUGAUUAUAAAUUGAAAAACCGUUUGUGAUAGACACAAUCUUUUUAAUUGAAAAUGUUCUAAUUGAUAAAGCCCAUUAAAUGAAAUACAGGGUUAGUCCCCAGGGGUCACCCCCACCCCCUGCCAUUUAAGAAAGUUCUAAUACCUUGUAAGUGGUCAAGAUCCCCACCCCUAAACCAUAUAUAUUUUGGUUUGUUAUGCUAAGAUGGUUUGAAUGAUAUACAGGAUUAGUCCCCAGGGGUCAUCCCGACCCCCCUGCCAUUUGAGAAAGUUCUAAUAUCUUGUAAAUGGUCGAGAUCCCCACCCCUACACUAUAUGUAUUCUGGUUUGUCAUGAUAAAGCACAUCAAAUGUAAUACAGGGUUAGUCCCCAGGGGUCACCCCCACCCCCUGCCAUUUAAGAAGGUUCUAAUAUCUUCUAAGUGGUCAAGAUCCCCACCCCUAAACCAUAUAUAUUCUGGUUUGUCAUGCUAAGAUGGUUUGAAUGAUAUACAGGGUUAGUCCCCAGGGGUCAUCCCGACCCCCUGCCAUUUGAGAAAGUUCUAAUAUCUUGUAAAUGGUCGAAUUCCCAACCCCUAAACCAUAUAUAUUCUGGUUUGCCAUGAUAAAGCACAUCAAAUGAAAUACAGGGUUAGUCCCCAGGGGUCACCCCCACCCCCUGCCAUUUAAGAAAGUUCUAAUAUCUUCUAAGUGGUCAAGAUCCCCACCCCUAAACCAUAUAUAUUCUGGUUUGUCAUGCUAAGAUGGUUUGAAUGAUAUACAGGGUUAGUCCCUAGGGGUCAUCCCUACCCCCUGCCAUUUGAGAAAGUUCUAAUAUCUUGUAAAUGGUUGAAAUCCCCACCCCUAAACCAUAUAUAUAUUCCUAUUUGUCAUGUCUCGAACAUUUGAAUGACGUAUACGGUCAGUCCCCAGGGGUUCCCCCCACCCCCAAUGUUCUAAUAUCUUGUAAAUGGUUGAGAUCCCCACCCAUAAACCAUAUAUAUUCCUGUUCGUCAUGUAAUGAACAUUUGAAUGACGUAUAGGGCCAGUCCCUAGGGGUUCCUCCCCACCCCCAAAGUUCUAGUAUCUUGUAAAUGGUUGAGAUCCCCACCCCUAAACCAUAUAUAUUCUGGUUUUUCAUGCCAAGAUGAUUUGAAUGAUAUACAAGGUUAGUCCCCAGGCAUCACUAAUGCAUAUAACUUUACUGGACCAAACCAAUUUUCACUGGACGUUGCCCAAUGUCAGGCGACCUUGGGAAUUACGAAUUAUGGGAGUUUCGUUUGGGAGACUUCGUAACAGCAUCCUGUUACAAUCAUUUCUUGUUGUAAUAAAAUUUGUGAAUAUUGUUGAAUUUACAAAUUUUUUUUUUUAUUUAAUAUUAUUCAAUAAAAUUAAGCUGUUUGUUUGUUUCUUCUUAAACCUUAUAUUUUGUAUAUAGGGUAGGAAGGGAUGUUUUCUUCUGAAUAUCACUUUUUUAUUUGAUUGGGUAAGGGGCUGUUUUAAAAUUUACCUUACAGUUUGUAUACUGCCUUUGCUCAUUCUUGAAGACAAUGUUGUGAUUUAUGGAUGUACAUUUUUUUCUUUUUUGGAUAUAUGUCAUAUUUACAAUCAGUUACAUUACAUGCAGUACCUUAUUAUUUAGUUUCCAUGUGAAAUGUUGAUGAAUGUUCUACCUAACUAAAUCACAGUAUACAUGUAUAGCGGGUAAAAUUAUUGACUUGGGUAAUACUUUCUUCAUCUAUGUUUAUAUGUGUUCUUUUUAUGUAUAAUGUUAUGACAUUGUCAUUGAUGAUUGAUUUGUGGGUUAUGGCCCAAAUCAUUUAGGAAUUAGGGGCAAAAAACUAGGAUUUUUUGUUUUCAGGACAAUUACUUUGGUAUAAGUUUGUGGAUCUCUAUGAAAUUGUACGAAAAGGUUCCAUACAAAAAAAGGAAGGUUGGGAUUGAUUGUGGGGGUUAUGGCCCUAAUCUAACCAUGUAUUUAGUUUUUGGAUUUUGAGUCCGGUUUUCAAGUUGGUCCACUGGUCCAAAAUUUAAUUUUGUUUGAUUUUGACAAAAAAAAUAAUUCAAGGGGUUCUUUGAUAUGCUGAAUCUAAACAUGUAUUUAGAUUUAAGAUUUUUGAUUUUAAGAUUUUUGAUUUUUAGAUUUUUGAUUUUUGAUUUUUGAUUUUGGGCCCAGUUUUCAAGUUGGUCCAAAUCAGGGUCCAAAAUUAAACUUUGUUUGAUUUCAACUAAAAUUGAAUAUAUGGGGUUCUUUGAUAUGCUGAAUGUAUUUAGAUUUUGGAUAUUGGACCAUAAUAGGUAAAUGUCUAAUUUCAAAUUUUUAAGUUUCUUAGACCACAUUCAUUCUGUGUCAGGAACCUAUGCUAUGUCAAAUAGUUAAUCACAAUCCAAAUUCAGAGCUGUAUUAAACAAUUAAUAGAAAUAAUACGAUUCAUAGUUCAGAAUAGAUCUAGCUUCAAAUUCAAAUUUUAGAGAAGAAAUUAUGCAUAAAUAUAGUUUGAAAUUUGAGUUGAAUAUUGGCUUUCAGAAGUAUAAAAAUAAAAUUGUUGGUAUAUGAAGUAAUUAUUUCCUGAUCACUUCUAACUGCAGUUCUCCAUGGCUUCAAAACAGCUUGUUUCAAAUCAUAACUUUAUAGUUGUCAAAUUCAUUAUGUGGUCAAAUGACCAUUAGGAAAAGGCAGUAAGUGUAAGUGUAUAACCAGAUAAUUUGUGUAGGAGAGAAAUAAGAUCUUAUCAUGACUUACAAAUAUCUUAUGUAAUGUAAAGCCUCUUUUUAUGAAAUCGUGGUGGUUUGUCUCUCUACCUUUAGGUUGGACUACUCAUUUACAUGCCAAGCAUUUAUUUUUGAAAUUAUGUGUGAUGCAGAACUUUACUGUAAUACAGAAUGUAUUUGAAAAUGCAAAAUAUUAAAUGAAUUAAUUUUUUGUCAUGAAUGGUAGAAUAGAAGGCUAUUUUAAAUAGUUCAGAAGUUUUAUUUACCUAUUUAUUUAUUUUUUAUUUUUAAAUUGCAGCAAUUUACUGUUGUUUUUAUUUUAUUCUGAUAUUAACAGUUGUUACUAUAUUCACAAUAAAAACGAACGUUAGUUA